AUGGCUGACAGUGAGCUAAUGAAUGUGUGUUCAGUUGGUGGAAACCCGGUUUCCGCCUUUCUGUCAUGGCGGCUUCAGGCUACGAACGCAUGCGACGUCACCCUCGUUUGGAAGUCCGGCUACGAGCAUGUCGCUCAGUAUGGCAUCUCGUUCAAGUCCCAAGAAUUUGGCAAUGAGCGAUUCAAGCCACGGCACGUGGUCAAGACACCAGAAGAAGCGGCCAGCCGUAAAGAGGGUGCAUUUGACUAUGUAAUUCUCUGCAUCAAGGCCCUGCCCGAUGUAUACGACCUUGCCUCUGUCAUCGAUUCAGUCGUUACACCUCAGCACACAUGUAUCCUCAUCAAUACCACCCACACGUUGGGAGUGGAGUCUGCGAUAGAAGAACGGUUUCCGACCAACGUGGUUUUGUCGCUCGUUUCCGGCGCAGAACUAUCUCAGCUAGGACAGAGCGAAUUCGAACACAAGGGCUCGACAGAGCUCUGGGUCGGUCCCGCCAACAAGAACGCGAACAUUCCCGCAUCGAUACAGGACGACAUGGCGCAGGCCCUGGCGAUGACCUUAGGCACGGGUCAAGUAGAUUGCAAAGUAUCGCCCAACAUUCGACAACACCAAUACGAACGGGUUAUUGGCCCGAUUGCUUUCCACCCUCUUAGCGUUAUUUUUGAGACGCCAAACCUGGCGGAGCUGAUGACCAAGGUUGGAGUAUCCCAGCUUGUUUCUGAUGUGAUAGAUGAAUUGCUCGCAUUGGCAGGAGCUCAAGGCUGUGACUUUCCCGCAGACUUCAAAAAGAAGACCAUCGAUGAUAUGGCGAAACAGUCGAAUGCCGACAGUAUCAUGUGGCAAGACUACAUCGCAAGGCGGCCCAUGGAAGUUGAGACGGAGCAGGAGAUGCGGAUGCGUCGUGGUCCUCCUCCCCCCGGCCCUAGACGCGGUCCUCCCGUCUCAAUGCGUAAUGGUGGUGGUAAUGGCGGUGGUAUUGGUGUGUAUGACGAAGACGACGAGGACGACGAUUACUUCGAUCCCGCGGCUGCACCAUCAGGGCCUCCGAUUGAUCCCGAUAAUUUCGACAUGAUGAGUGUCACGUCCAGAAAGAACCGCAAGGUUCCCUCACAUGCACAGAUUCGCAAGAAUCCGGAGUUUGAUGCCAACCCUCAAAGGAACAGUCGGUUCCGGCCAAACUUUGGUAGAAAUCGGUCGAGCCAGAUCGCAAACCAAGUACCCGGUCUUCAUGACAACAUUAUGGACGACCCAUUGAUGGGAUUCACUUCAAACAGAUAUGGGAAUGUGGACCGAGGAGCAAUGCACCAGGAGUCUCGAACGAAUUCACUGACUGCCGCACGUCUAGAUGAACUUCAAUACGCUCCUGGAGGGGGACCACCUAUGGGCAUGAACGGCAUGAAUGGCAUGGUCCUUCGAUUCGAGGAGGCAGCGGCCGACCGUCGCCACCGAAUGGUUAUGGCGGGCCUGGGAUGA
Molecule: messenger RNA, 1473 nt
Organism: Phaeoacremonium minimum UCRPA7
Lineage: Eukaryota; Fungi; Ascomycota; Sordariomycetes; Togniniales; Togniniaceae
Product: putative 2-dehydropantoate 2-reductase-like protein
Exons: 6
Coding region: 1-1473 (490 amino acids)
Cellular component (GO): cytoplasm
Molecular function (GO): oxidoreductase activity
Source: RefSeq, a predicted model, not a curated record